AUCAGUUCGCGACUAUCAAGGAAAUCAUUCCUCUUCCUGUUUUACCCUUUUCUUCCUGUUUUUUUUUAAUAAUUAAAUUAAUUAAUUAAUUAUUUAUAUUAUAGUAUUAUUAUAUCUGGUUUUUGUUGGUGUGUUCCUCUGCUUUCUCUUUCUCUGUGUGUUAGAGGGAGAGAGGGGAGGGAGAGAGAGCGAGCGAGAGAGUCCAAAAAGCUACGAAUUUUAAUGGAUGCUUCGAUCUAUGCCCUCUUCAGUGUCAAAGAUAAUAUUAUCUCCUAGAAACAAGCCCAUUUCAUUGGGAUUGCUUGUGUUGAAGGAAUUUAGAUUUUAGCACAUUGCCUUGGGCUUAAAAAGUUGGUUUCUUGAGGUGGGAUUUCAUGGGUUGAACCCAAAGAAUAAUGGGUAGCACUCAAAGAAUAAUGGGUAGCUUGAUUGAAGAGGAACAUCGGUUUUUUGAUGCAUACGAUGACAUUGCAUCAAUUUCUGAUGGAAAGUCCGAUGUUAUUCAGACAUUUGAUUCCCAUUCUACUUCUGAUGAUUCAAUUCCAAGUAGUCCUCCUUAUGAAGUAUGGAUGAGAAGCCCCAUUAGUGUUGUUGAGCGGCGAAGCAAGUUCUUAAAUUGGAUGAGGGUGGGAUUAGAUCAAAGUGGAAAUGAGAAUUUAAUCGCAGUACAUAAUGUGGAAGGGGAGACUGAUAGAAUUAGAGAGAGCAGUGGGGCUGUGUUGAGAAAAUCAGUUUUUGAGGAUGAGUUCUGUUCAACUCGGUCUACAAUGUCAUGUUGGUCUAAUGAUAGCUCCAAUUUGAUAGAGGAGUUGGGUUCAAAGGCUGAUUUCAUAUGUAGGGAGGGGAGUUCUGGUGGGGGAAUUGUGUGCAAUGAUGAAGUGAGCUUUGAACACUCUCUAACAGCUGAGGAAUCUGAGAACACUUCUAGAUCAUCUUCCUCAUUCAAGCAACUUAUACAGAAGGAAGUUGAGGAACCGAGUACUCCUAUGGGUACCCCAAGAAGUGCGAAGAAGCGGUGGUUGAGUCUAUUGCGCUCCAUAGCAUGUGUUGUGGAUAAGCAACGAGAAGCUGAAAAAUUGAGGCAUGACGGUGUCGAUUCGCUGUUAGAAUACAGGGUACAGAGAGUUAAGGUUCGCCAAUGUGGGAAGCGGACAAAGGAACUUUCAGCUCUUUAUAAAGGACAAGAUAUCCAGGCUCAUGAGGGUUCAAUUCUCACAAUGAAAUUUAGUCCUGAUGGCCAAUACCUUGCAAGCGCUGGAGAAGAUAGAAUUGUGAGAGUGUGGAAAGUCCUGGAAGAUGAGAGAUCAAAUGAACUUGAUAUUCCAGAAAUAGAUCCAUCCUGCAUAUAUUUCACUGUCAAUCAACUGUCUGAGUUGAAACCCCUCUUUACUGAUAAAGAGAAAACAGCAAAAUUGAGGAACCUGAGGAAGACAUCAGAUUCUGCUUGUGUCAUUUUCCCUCCAAAAAUUUUCCGGAUAUUGGAGAAACCAUUGCAUGAAUUCCGUGGACACAACAGGGAGAUCUUGGAUCUCUCCUGGUCAAAGGAUCAUCAUUUGCUGUCAGCUUCGGAGGAUAAAUCAGUUCGUCUAUGGCGAGUAGGAACUGACCAUUGCCUCAGAGUCUUUUCACAUAGUAAUUAUGUAACAUGUGUUCAGUUUAACCCUGUGAACAAUAAUUAUUUCAUGAGCGGUUCCAUAGAUGGAAAAGUUCGCAUUUGGGCAAUUCCCAGUUGCCAAGUUGUCGAUUGGACUGAUAUCAAAGAAAUAGUUACUGCGGUGUGUUAUCAUCCAAAUGGACAGGGAGGGAUUGUAGGCUCCAUAGGAGGCAACUGUCACUUUUAUAAUAUGUCAGACAGUCACUUGCAACUGGAUGCUCAGAUAUCUUUACAUGGUAAAAAGAAGUCACCUUGCAAAAGGAUAACCAGCUUCCAAUUUUUCCCACAAGACUCAACCAAAGUAAUGGUGACCUGUGCUGAUUCACAAGUUAGAAUUCUUCAAGGUCUUAAUGUGAUUGGCAAAUACAGGGGUCUGAAAAAUGCAGCAAACCAGAUAUCUGCGUGUUUUACUUCAGAUGGAAAGCAUAUUAUCUCAGCCUGUGAAGAUUCCAAUAUAUAUGUGUGGAGUUGUGUUAAUCAGGAAGAACAUGUUCCUGCACAAGCAAAAAGCACAAGGUCUUGCGAGCGUUUCUCUACAAAUGCAUCCGUUGCAAUACCUUGGUGUGGCUUUCAACAUGGGAACUCCGAAAAUGGAGGGGGAUUUUAUGUCUCAAAUGAUGAUCCACCAGAAGCUGUGCCAUUUUCUUCACCAGCUGGUUUCUCUCUGAGCCAAGAAUAUUUUCUAGAACCCUUUCCCAAGGGCUCUGCAACUUGGCCAGAGGAAACACUUCCUUCCUCAAGCCCGUUGUCCACAUCAUCAGCAAUGCACAAAUCACAGUACAAGUUUCUGAAAGCUUCAUGUCAGAGUGCAGCCACUUCUCAUGCAUGGGGUCUAGUCAUUGUGACUGCAGGAUGGGAUGGACGAAUUAGAUCAUUCCACAAUUACGGGUUACCAGUAUAUGUCUAAUAUUUUAUCGGUUUGACAGUGCUUCAGAGAAUCACAGUUAUCCCUUUGGUUGGGAUCUAUAGUACCCCUUCCAAAGUUAUUCAGCAAAUCUGGUGAUGCAUGGGCCAUCAAGUAGACAAGUACCGUUGAAUAUGGCAGCAUGAACAGUAGCAGCAUGUCCAUAUUUGAAUGAUUUAUGCAGUAUUGCAAUAUUGGUUGAGAUUCGGGGCUGGGCCCUUUUUAGAUAUCAGAGGUGUAUGGAAAGAAGUGGCAAAAAUUCUGAGGUUACAACGUAAUCCAGCUCGGGAGGAGCAAAUGGUUGAGGUUAGCUUGUCUGGAUUGCCCAUUUUAAUCUUACAAUUUUUUUGAUUUGUUACUUUGAGAAAUCUUUGUUUGCCAGUCCAGAAAAAGAAUUGCAAGUCAUGUGUUAAGGGAUAGCAAUUAGAGAUAUUAUAUCUUUAUAAUGGAGGUGGUAGUGGGACCUUUGCAGAACUUGUUUCUCUGGCUUUGCUAAAAUGGGAGGAUAGAAUCCAGAGCUGGUGGUUUGAGUUAAUUUGGGGGAAAAUGGUGGGGGAACUUCUCCAUUAUAACAUAUUGGCUGAUCUGAAUGAUUGAAUUUUUUGUCUGCCAUUUGGACCUCAUGGUAGGGUCAUAUUGGAACCCUGUUCUUCAUCCAAAUGGCUUGUUUAGUUAGCCUAUUGCUCAAACCAUCUGCAAGCCAUCCCCAUUUUUAUUUGGUGAACACAUUUCCAUUGUAAAGCUUGUGGCUUUCGCUCAUGGGUGCCGCGGGGCAGUUGACUAACCUUCGGUUAUCGUCUGGGUUAACGACCGGAGUGCUGAUAACAGCCUUUUUGUCUUGCUAACAGAAUUUUGUACAUGAACUCUUUAAAUUUAUUCUAACAUUACCUGGAUUAGUUUUGAGUUGCUAGGUUUUUAUCUUUUUCUGUUUGGCCUUGGGGAAAGUUUUGGGAGGAAAAUCCUUCUGGGUUUAGCAUACAGCAAUUGUAGUUAUGUAAAUAAAACCUUUUCAGAGGUUAUUUUUCCAUGUAUACUGAUUUGGCUAUGGCUUGGAAAUUGAAAAAGGAAGCCAGAUAUAUUUGAUGAGCAUUUGUUUGUGAA
Messenger RNA from Manihot esculenta (cassava), 3659 nucleotides. RefSeq lists its product as uncharacterized. The transcript is spliced from 8 exons. The record is from RefSeq and is a predicted model, not a curated record. Lineage: Eukaryota; Viridiplantae; Streptophyta; Magnoliopsida; Malpighiales; Euphorbiaceae. Bases 396 to 2561 code for a protein of 721 amino acids. Gene Ontology annotation, molecular function: protein binding.